This is a messenger RNA of Cyprinodon tularosa, 2518 nucleotides long. RefSeq names its product beta-1,3-glucuronyltransferase 3 (glucuronosyltransferase I) (gene b3gat3). Gene Ontology annotation, cellular component: Golgi membrane. Lineage: Eukaryota; Metazoa; Chordata; Actinopteri; Cyprinodontiformes; Cyprinodontidae. Gene Ontology annotation, biological process: carbohydrate metabolic process; chondroitin sulfate proteoglycan biosynthetic process. The coding region runs from base 168 to 1178 and encodes 336 amino acids. The transcript has 8 exons. The record is from RefSeq and is a predicted model, not a curated record. Gene Ontology annotation, molecular function: galactosylgalactosylxylosylprotein 3-beta-glucuronosyltransferase activity.
GCGUUACGCUCGCACCGGACGUUGUUGGUGUAGUUCGCUCACUGCAGCUAUGUCCUGAAUAGAACCCAAUGAAUGGAUGUUUAGUCACUGUGAGCCACAUUUGUUCACCUCUGGUCAAGAUGACAUGAAGCUUUAGGUUUAUCGCUCCCGUUCCCUCAGCUGUUACCAUGGCAGCGAGGAUGAAGCUGAAGCUGAAGACUGUGUUUGUGCUCUACUUCAUGGUGUCCCUGAUGGGUCUGAUCUAUGCACUGAUGCAGCUCGGCCAGCACUGCGACUGCUCAGAGCAUGACUUGCCAAAAGAUCGUGCCAUAUCCAGGCUGCAGGAGGAGCUCUACCGCCUCCAGGGCCAGAUAAGGCAGUUGGAGAAGCUGAAGCAACCGGAGAAGCAACCUCCCAAGUCCUCCCUGCCCACUAUCUUUGUCAUCACUCCCACAUACGCCAGGCUGGUGCAGAAGGCUGAGCUGACCCGUCUGUCCCAGACUUUCCUCCACAUCCCUCGGCUGCAUUGGAUUGUGGUGGAGGACUCGCAGCACAAGACGGCACUUGUUACCAACUUCCUGAUGAAGAGCGGCCUGACCUACACCCACUUGCACAUACCCACUGCAAAGGAGCGCAAACUUCAGGAGGGUGAUCCCAGCUGGCUGAAACCCCGCGGCGUUGAGCAAAGAAACGAAGGGCUGCGGUGGCUCAGAGAAGACCGAAAGACUCAGGCAGGGGCGGAUGAUCAGCAGGGUGUGGUUUACUUCGCAGACGAUGAUAACACGUAUAGCCUACAGCUGUUUGAAGAGAUGAGGAACACUCAGCGCGUUUCUGUGUGGCCAGUAGGUUUGGUUGGUGGGAUGAAAUUUGAGAGCCCUGUGGUUGAAGGAGGGAAGGUGGUUCGCUUCCAUACUGGCUGGCGGCCCAGUCGGCCCUUCCCAAUGGACAUGGCUGGCUUUGCUGUGUCCCUUAAACUGGUCCUGGCCAAUCCAGAUGCUUGCUUUGACGGAGAAGCACCCAUGGGUUUCCUGGAAAGCAGCCUCCUCAAAGGUCUAGUCACAAUGGAUGAGCUGGAGCCCAAAGCAGACAACUGCACAAAAGUGCUGGUUUGGCACACCCGGACAGAGAAACCGAAGAUGAAGAGGGAGGAGGCGCUGCAGGUGCAGGGACUGGGCUCAGAUCCCGCUGUGGAAGUCUGAGCAUCUAAACACAAACAGAAGCAUUAAAAGGAAUCCCCUUAUAAAAAAACUCCCAUGUUUACAUCACCGUGACUGUCUGGUUUUGGUUCAGCUACUAAACGAGUGUGACACCUUAAUGUUUCAGUGUUUAUAGCAUCAUCGUUACUGCAGGUUUGAUUUCAGGACUUAGACAUUGCAGUUUAAGCAGUUGCCUGAAGAGGGCGCUUAAUGUAAACAGUUUAAAACCUCAUUUGCACCAAGAAACAAAAGUGGCACAAUUUUAAACACAAUUAAGUUAUCAGAUAGAUACUAAUCUAUGUUUUAUUUUAAAAUUUAAAUAAAAAAAAUUGAAAAUAAUUUCAAUUCAAAUAUGCAUCAAGAAUGAGUGUUUUUGAAGACCUAAAUUAAUAAUUCAUUAUAAUUCUACACUGAUGAUACACUGCAACACAGGGGUGUGUACGCUGUUUGGUUUUAUCCUUAGGAUGGUGGCAAUUCUUGCUCCGGCUGUCUUGCAUGCUCUAUUUGAAUAUACAAACGAGAGCCUUUUCCUGUCACCUCUGUUUAGAAUAAACCCAUAGUUGUACCUGACACGAUGGAUAUAUUUAGAUUAUUUGUGGUUUGCCAUUAACCUCUCCUCCCUCUAUCUUUUUUAUUUUAAAGAUUCAUGAACGUAUAUUAAUGCACGGCUUUCGUUUUGCAUGUGUAAUGUGUGAAACCGCAGUCUAGAUGCUUUCUAAAGCAUCUAAUGGUGGACAUUUUUGGUUAUAUUCAAACUCUUCUGAGCCAAGGUAGCGCAUUUGUAACAUUUUACCAGCAAUAAGAGCUACAGCAAACUCGCUAGCUAUUUUUUUUAGCAAUACAGUAAACAAAUCCAAUCUUGUCUCCAUUCGGAUGCAACAUUGUAGCGUGACUCAACUCUAGGAUCGAACGGAUUGACGUGAAGCAGCUUUAGAGCUUACAUGUUGCACCACUUAGACCAUAGAAACUCCUGACUGAUGAGGGGAAAACUGCUGAUGCUCAUAAACAAGUUUAUUCAACCCGCAAUAAGCAAAUGAAAAAGGCACAAUGUGUUGCUUUUUCCAUCUGGAAAACACCUGAAUUUGGCUGUAACAGGCAGCACUCUGUUGGUUCCUGUAUAUAAACAGUAGUUUUAGCUGUAGAGCCAUCAUCUUCAUCAGUUAGGUUGAAGAUCGAUACACUAUCACUGUAAAAACAGCCUGUGCCUGCUACAGAAAAAAAUAGUGCCUGUGAGGAAGUUUAUGUACUGGUGUUUGUGUAUUUAUUAUUGUGAUACGUUUUACUCGCUGUACGGUGUGAUAAUGUCUGACUCAGGCAUUGUAAAUAAACAUCAUGUAAACAUG